This is a messenger RNA of Aphanomyces astaci, 1602 nucleotides long. RefSeq lists its product as hypothetical. The record is from RefSeq and is a predicted model, not a curated record. Bases 1 to 1602 code for a protein of 533 amino acids. The transcript has 5 exons. Lineage: Eukaryota; Oomycota; Saprolegniomycetes; Saprolegniales; Verrucalvaceae.
AUGUCACACAACGCACCUACCCGGCUGCGCCUCUCUCAGAUGACGUCCGGCCCAUCCGCCCCAGAUCGAACCAUGUCCCACACUCCUACAAACGCUCAGGCAUGGCACUGCCACUUCCGGCAAGCCCAACCACGCCGCCCGCUCCGGCUCCUGUCCCAUUCCAACCCUCCAAGAGGGCCAAAGUGCAACUCUGGCGCCCCAUCCUAUCACUCUUCCCAGCUUCACUGCACCCAUCAAUACAUCGAUUACUGCCCUCCCUGGGCCUCCCCAUGCACCCAUCCCACCCACGCCCGCAGCCACCACCCCCUCACCCACGCGACCAGUCCCCCCUCAGUCUGCGCAACACCUCCCGAAGCCGUUGUCACCCCGCACACACAUCCAGCUCCCUCUUCCAGACGUCCCACCUCCUCUACCCUCCAGCCCAAGACGGCCCUUGCCUCCGAACCUGGCGACUCGUGCCCCACUACUACUACCCCGUCACCAACCCUGGACCCCCCACGCAUCACGCUCUGGUCCACCACGUAUCCUUCCCACACCAACUAUCUCCCUCCCAGUCAAGAAACAUCACACAUCCCCAUCACACUCACCCACCGCGAUAUCCCACUCCCCACCAUCUACCAAGCGGCACCACGACAUGCGCUACCCGCCCAUCCCACAAUACGAACCACCCUUAAAUUCCCGGGUAUCCGAAACCUCCACGACGAAGGCCAGCCGAUCAUGUAUCGCACCAUGCAACGAUACUGGGAACGCGAGGCACACCUUUUCCAAGGAUUCAAUGCCGACCAUAUUGCAGAUGUGGAGCGCCACUUUGCCGAUGCCAAAAUCCGUAUCCAGUUCUCAAUCAACCCAUGGCUACAGCCUCCGGACGAAACACUCAGCAUACUCAACUACCGUCGUGAGAUCGAGGAUAUCUGUCAGGAACGCUACGGCCAUACCUUCCUUGGCGGCAUGGGCAGAUACCUCUUCCUUCGAGACAUCUCCGUGGUAAUGGUAUACCAAUACGCUGGUGUGCUCGAUAACGGCCUCUCCUUCCACCAGCUCGAAUACCGCAAUCCAUCCAAAAUCACCCCCGGGGACCUCAUGUGCCAAUGCCUCUUCCGCCUCGUCUUUCCCAGCCAACGCAUGGCGGAAACCGUAUACGCCAAGUUUCGCCGACACGUAGCACUGACCAACUACGCCCACCUCAUUAUUCCCAACUCCUGGGAACUUCGUGACGACCACGACAAGCCAGUCACCGGCGCAACGGCCCCCUGGCUUGAAGCCAUAUGCGGUAGGCGAAACUGGCCCUCUACGCAAGCCUGCAAACCGGACGCCCGCCGCACAAUCCAGUCAUCCCGCCUCAACACUGGGGACCUCUGCAAUUGGGACCUCCCUGCCCUCUCCUUCUACUGGCGUGCCAUAUGCUACACCCUCCACGCUAAUGUACGCAAACACCGCAUUCAAAAGACCUGGGUCGCCCACUGCCGUACAUGCCCGGACUCCCUCGACACGCAGGAACACCGCUUCGGACUUACGCACCCUCAUCGCCCCGGGUCGGGCUCCCUCACACACGACCUCCUCCUCGCCACCCAGGCCCGUCACCCCCAAAGCUUGGCUCCCUAA